CUGCGUGCAUCGUGAUCUCGCAGAUGCAGAGCCUCUUGCAAAAGGAGGGUCGCCUUCUGUCAUUGCAAAAAGAGAACUGAUAAAAAUUCGGAAAUAUUUGGAUAACACGCGAACACCCUGGUGACCUCCUGUAGAGGACAGCAGCACUCUCCAGGGUUUAUGGAAACCUGAUUUCCCAUCCAGUGGAGAAGUGUGUGAGGGACCCAGCUCUGCUGCUGACACAUUUAGAGUUUAGCCUGCUUUGCCACAACCAGGAAAAUGUCGGGGUCCUACGAUGAAUCUGCUGCUACUGCUGACGACGCUAUGGACAGCUUUUGGGAGGUAGGGAACUACAAGCGCGCCGUUAAGCGGAUUGACGACGGCCACCGGCUCUGCAAUGACCUCAUGGGCUGCCUUCAGGAACGUGCCAAGAUUGAGAAGGCCUAUGGUGACCAGCUGACCGCCUGGUCCAAGAGAUGGAGACAGCUGAUCGAGAAAGGACCCCAGUAUGGCACCGUGGAGAGGGCGUGGCUGGGUGUGAUGACCGAGGCUGAGAAGGUGAGUGAGCUGCACCAGGAGGUGAAGAACGGCCUGCUCAACGAAGACCUGGAGAAGGUCAAGAACUGGCAGAAGGAGGCCUACCACAAGCAGAUGAUCGGAGGCUUCAAGGAGGCCAAAGAGGCCAAAGAGGCCGACGAGGGCUUCAAGAAGGCCCAGAAACCAUGGGCCAAGAAGCUCAAAGAGAUGGAGACUGCUAAGAAAACGUACCACAUGGCGUGUAAGGAGGAGAAACUGGCUGCCACCCGAGAGGCAGAUGGGAAGACACAGGCCUCCGUCACAACUGAUCAACAGAAGAAACUCCACGAGAAAACAGACAAGUGCAAACAUGACAUGCAGAAGGCUAAGGAGAAGUUUGAGAAGUCUCUGUCGGAGUUGAGUGCGGUCACUCCCCCAUACCAGGAGAGCAUGGAGCAAGUGUUUGACCAGUGCCAGCAGCAUGAGGUCAAGAGACUCACCUUCCUUAAAGAGAUCCUGCUGGACAUUAAACGCCACCUCAAUCUCACUGAGAACCAAAGCUAUGGCACAGUAUACAGAGAACUGGAGCGCACCAUCCUGGCUGCCAACACACAGGAGGACCUGCAGUGGUUCAGCAACCACCAUGGCCCUGGCAUGCAUAUGAACUGGCCCAUGUUUGAGGACUAUAACCCAGAUGCCGCUGCUGUUGUUAAGAGGGAGAAGGUGCAGAAGCCGGCUGGGGCCCCACCGACCCCCAGCACUGACCAUGUCGCACCGCCUGGAGACCGCGGCAGCAUCAGCGCUGAUCAUGUGGCACUGCCUGGUGACCGUGGCAGUGUGAGCAGCUAUGAAAAGAACCAGGCCUACUCCACUGAUUGGUCGGAUGAUGAGGCGCCUGCAGCUCAUUCAGGCGGUGAGAUUAAUGGGGGUGGGAAUGAAAACUCCUUUGAGGAAGACUCUAGCAGCGCCGGAAAAGGGGGUGCUGGGACCGGAACUGCGUCUGGGGUCCGGGUGCGUGCUCUGUAUGAUUAUGACGGACAGGAACAAGAUGAGCUCACCUUCAAAGCUGGUGAUGAACUGACCAAGACUGAGGAUGAAGAUGACCAAGGCUGGUGUCGAGGUCGCCUGGAUACAGGCCGAGAGGGACUGUACCCGGCCAAUUACGUCGAGGAGAUUUAAUGACCCCAGAGAAGGAGGAUAUGCCAUUGGAGGCAGCUCGGACUGUCCCAUCCAAUGGCACUGCACAGAGCCAGAGACUUACGAACAACACAUCCCUUGCCCAACAGAUGCGCCAAGCAGUCUUGACUAAAUAUAAUCUUAGUAACGUAAGAAAAGACAAUAUAUAAAUAUUAUAUUUAUCCAGUAUCUGAGGUGGGGAGGACUUAAACACUAAAACAGGAGCAGCAUUUAUUCCAGUCUACACAWACUCAAACAUAACAUUGAGCCAAUGCAGGGACACAUUUUGCAUAUAUGUGCUGUGUUUGAUAUAAAGAUCAUGCAGCUGAUGUAAAAUAAAUUUGCACUACAUUCUCCUAUAACAGUGUGACAAUAAUGUAACCAAUUAUACCUACCUACCCGUUUAACCAGAACAAGCUACUCAGCCUGCAUUGUGUGUAUAUGGCGCCAUUUUGUGUCGCAUUUUCAAUGCUAUGUGUUCAGUCCUCAUGUUUACAUUGGAAAUGCUGUGUAUUGUUAAAGUACCACAAAAUGUAUCAUAGAUUUUAUUAUUUUAUUUUUUGUGAUUUGGUCUAAUCCCCUUUACCAGUGUGUGCAUUGCUACACUAUGUGUUUAUCUCUGUUUCUCUGUUGGUUUCCUAUAGCAGAAUGUGCUAUGCAACAGGCUUUCCCUAAACCUCCAAGCUAUAUUAAGGCUACAAGAUGCAACAAAUCCGCUGAUAUGAAAACCAAUGCAGAGGAUCAGAGUUCACCAUUAGACACAGAAACAGCAUUGGAAUAGCACCACAAACUUGUGUCUGACUUCAUAACUCCAAUUUGUAAGUCGCUCUGGAUAAGAGCAUCUGCUAAAUGACUUAAAUGUAAAUGUAAAUAACUGGAAGUGGAGUUGGUGUAUAUACCUUUUUCUCUCUUCCCAUCACCACCCUUGAAUCAUAACAUCUCAUUUCAAUUCAUUGCAGGGUAUUAUCUACAAUACCUGUUAAUUUCAAUUAAUUGCGGGGUAUAUCUACAAUACCUGUGAGGGGAAUUCUGUAUUUUUGGGGUCAGUGGGCAUGAUAUUAUCACCAGCUUGCUUUUAUUUGAUCUGUCAGUGUUAACUAGAAAGAUUUGAUUGUUCAGGUGACGUAAUCAGGCAUAUUAACUGUAAAUGUAGUUGUUUUCAGGAUAUAAAAUGAAAAAAUGGACAUGAAUGUCGUUGUAGGGGCUUGGAAGGAGACAUGCUGUUUUUAACUAGACAUGUUGUAUUCCACUGUCAUWGAGAACCCUACAAGGCAAAAAGCACUUAUGAAGCACUUAUGAACCCAUUCUCCUAGGGGCCCAAUUCUGACUUAAGAAGUGUACGCCCUUUCCUAGCACUUCUCAGUAGUUGGUAUUCAGACUUACCUUAUGAAGGUGCGUAACAUUCUUUGCAGGCGUGGUUCCCUUGUGCGGGCUGAAUACAUGUAAUUAAACCGCUAAUAAACCCUCCCACUUGCUGGCCAACAGA
This is a messenger RNA of Salvelinus sp. IW2-2015, 3157 nucleotides long. RefSeq names its product protein kinase C and casein kinase substrate in neurons protein 1-like. NCBI's taxonomy places the organism in Eukaryota, Metazoa, Chordata, Actinopteri, Salmoniformes, Salmonidae. Gene Ontology annotation, cellular component: cytoplasm; plasma membrane; endosome. Bases 259 to 1674 code for a protein of 471 amino acids. Gene Ontology annotation, molecular function: protein binding; phospholipid binding. The transcript is spliced from 12 exons. Gene Ontology annotation, biological process: regulation of endocytosis; positive regulation of dendrite development; cytoskeleton organization. The record is from RefSeq and is a predicted model, not a curated record.